UUCGGGCAUUCAAGAUGCUACUCCAACGAAUUUCGAUUCUGGUCUGCGUAAUGGCUUUGGUCCAUGCCGAUUACAUAUCCGGCAAACUCUUUUCGCUAAUUUCUGCACAGAACGAUCGACAAAAUUUCGUGAUCUCCCCGGUGGGCGUUAGGGCCGCCCUGGCGUUACUCUUUGCCGGAGCUGAGGGGCAGACAGCGCAAGAACUGAAAAUCGCCUUGCAGCUAGUUGGGGAGAACAAGAACGACGCACUGGAGGAGUUCAAAGACAUCAAAUAUACGAUAAGCAAGAAGGACACGACCAUGAGGAUACCCUCCAAGAUCUUCGUGGACAGAAGAUACCCACUGAAGUCCGAAUAUCAGAGUUUAACGAAAAGGUUUCUGAAAAGCCCGGCCGUGCACAAGCACUUUAAGCACUCAACGGGGGCGGCCAAGUCCAUUAGCAGCCACACUGAGUCGGCCUCGGAUCGCAAAGUAGAUGACAUUGUGAGGGACUCCGACCUUAGCUCCUCGUCCAACAUGGCUUUAACCAGCGGCUUCUACUUCCGGGGAGAUUUCGAGAAGCCUUUCCUACGGAUGAGCGAACGGCAGCCCUUCCAAGUACCAGGUCGCAUUCUUCGCGCUACCAUGUACAGGAAAUACGAUUGGCUGCGGUGUGGGGAGCUGCCUGCUUUGGGGGCUGUCGGCAUCGAAAUACCCUACAAGGAGGGAAAUCUCAGUCUGGUCAUUAUAAUGUCCACGAGGCUCAACGAUUAUUCGUGGCUGCAACAAACGCUUUUCAAGAACUAUGAUCUACUUCAACUCACGGACAACUUUACUCUUAGGCCUGUUCUCAUGCAAAUGCCACAAUUCAGCAUUGAGUAUGAGACCAGCCUCCUAGGGCUGCUAGAGAAUGGGUUGAACGUGCCCACCGUCUUGCACGAUCCCGAUUUCUCGGGUCUCAGCAAGAAGCCAGACCUCCGACUGGCUGCUUUCAAACAUAAGGGAACCAUUGAGAUACAUGGCGGCUGCCCUGACGCGUGUCCCAUUGCGCCGACUUAUGUCGAGACGGGCUACGAGAAGGCUAUUCCCUUCAUCGCUAAUCAACCCUUUGUGUUUUUCAUCAAGGAUGAAACAAAUAUCUUUUUUGCAGGUAAAUUGUUUACGCCGAUGGCAUUAUACUGAGUUCUUUAUCGAACUUUGGAUAUAACAUCAACAAUAAGAUAAUUUUCCUGGAUUUUUAAUCGAAUUUUAACUAUCAGAUUAUGCAAUAGAAUAAAGAAAUGAUUCAACAA
Molecule: messenger RNA, 1270 nt
Organism: Drosophila persimilis
Lineage: Eukaryota; Metazoa; Arthropoda; Insecta; Diptera; Drosophilidae
Product: serine protease inhibitor 42Dd
Exons: 3
Coding region: 15-1160 (381 amino acids)
Molecular function (GO): serine-type endopeptidase inhibitor activity
Source: RefSeq, a predicted model, not a curated record